Messenger RNA from Closterium sp. Yama58-4, 2688 nucleotides. NCBI's taxonomy places the organism in Eukaryota, Viridiplantae, Streptophyta, Zygnematophyceae, Desmidiales, Closteriaceae. The record is from the annotation of a GenBank genome assembly.
AUGGGUGACCGGAGAGUGAAGUUUGCUGACGAGCGGUUGGCUCCCGGCCACGCUCUUCAUGGAUCUGUCUUGGGUAGAAGAACAGAGCAACUGGAGUCGCUAUUCAAGCUGGGGAAGAAGCUCGGGCAGGGUCAGUUUGGAGUGACGUUCCUGUGCACGGAGAAAGCCACGGGGAAGGAGUACGCGUGCAAGACCAUUGCAAAGAAGAAGCUUAUAUCGAGGGAGGACGUGGAGGACGUGAAACGCGAGGUGGCGAUUAUGCAUCACCUGUCGGGCCAUAACAACAUCGUGUGCAUCAAGGGCGCGUACGAGGAUCACGCGAAUGUGCACAUUGUCAUGGAGCUCUGCACGGGAGGCGAGCUGUUCGAGCGCAUUAUAAAAAAGGGUCACUACAGUGAGCGGCAGGCGGCGGAGCUAACGCGGACGAUCGCGAAGGUGAUAGAGGCGUGCCACUCGCUGGGCGUGAUCCACCGCGACCUCAAGCCGGAGAACUUCCUCUUCGCCAACAAGUCCGAGACUGCCGACCUCAAGGCCACCGACUUCGGCCUCUCCUACUUUUUCAAGCCAGGCGAGUACCUGUCGGACGUGGUGGGCAGCCCGUACUACGUGGCGCCGGAGGUGCUGCGGCGGCGGUACAACGAGAAGGCGGACGUGUGGAGCAUGGGCGUCAUCAUCUACAUCCUGCUCUCCGGCGUGCCGCCCUUCUGGGCAGAGACGGAGCAGGGCAUAUUCGAGGCGGUGUUGCGCGGCGAGCUGGACUUUGAGUCGGACCCGUGGCCGUCCAUCAGUGAGGACUCCAAGGACCUCAUCCGCCACAUGUGCUGCCUCGACCCCAAGAAGCGUUAUUCGGCUUAUGAUGUUCUUUGCCAUCCGUGGGUGGCAAAGGAUGGCGUCGCACCUGACAAGCCGCUGGGCUCAGCAGUGCUCUCUAGGCUGAAGCAGUUCACUGCGAUGAACAAGCUGAAGAAGAUGGCGCUGCGGGUGAUUGCAGAGAGCAUGUCGGAGGAGGAGAUCUCGGGGCUCAAGGAGACGUUCAAGAUGAUGGACACUGAUGGCAGCGGCACCAUCACGUAUGAGGAGCUGCGCGCCGGGCUCAAGCGGAUCGGGUCCACUCUCAACGACAUGGAGAUUAAAGAGCUGAUGGAUGCGGCUGACAUUGAUGGCAACGGCACCAUCGACUACGGCGAGUUCCUGGCAGCGACAGUGCAGCUGAACAAGAUAGAGCGCGAGGAGACGUUGUUUGCGGCCUUCUCCUACUUUGACAAGGACUCCUCCGGCUUCAUCUCCACCGAUGAGCUGCAGGACGCGUGCCGCGAGUAUGGGGUGGACGAGGAGUGCAUCGUUGAGACCAUGCGCGACGUUGACACUAACAAUGAUGGCAUCAUUGACUAUAACGAGUUUGUUGCCAUGAUGAGGCAAGGGAACGGAGGGAUUGGCAGGAAAAGUCUGGGCGGCAGCUGGACCAUUAGUGGCGGUGGCUUGCCGCUUCCAUUCAGCAACUCGCACCGCAAUGCUGAGUUCGGAUUCCUGGCGUGGCUUGCUGACAAUGCGAAUGCGGCGCGGUUCGACCCUCGGACAUCACGCGCCGCCCAAACGCUACCCCGUUUCAACUUUCAAGCAAGCCCCUGCUUCCCCACCCCGGCCCCUCACAUCAGUGACACGUCACGCACGGCCCGCAAGACACCUCGCCCCGUGCUUCAAUCGGGGCAUCCGACGGCGUGGGAUUUGUGCCGGUUCUCGUGCGUGAGCCGCCAGUGGAAGCAGCUGUGCUACAGCCGCGUCUUCUGGACCAAGCUCCGCAUCGGCCCGGGCAGCAUGCAUCCAGGCGUGGAGCUUCUCGCGGCGCGCUGCGCGAACCUGACGGACCUCUACGUGGACGACCCGCGGUGCGAGCUGCACAUCCUGCACCCCAUCAUCGUCGCAUGCAGCGACUCGCUGCGACGCAUCGUCAUCGACUGCGACCGCGACGCGACGAGUCGCAACGAGGCCGCCAUCUGCAGCAUCCUCUGGAUCAUAUCUCUCUACUGCAAAAACGUCGAGUCGGUGGAGCUCACAUCGCACGGCGUAGAAACAUCCUUCGGUCUGCUCGAGGCGCGUUCCAUGUGGUACCUGACCUCGGGCUUCCGCUCCAUGCGACAGUUUUCGUGCCUCGUGCGAAAUAGUGUUACUCGCCAGGCCGUGUACCUCAUGGUGAUUGGGUGGCGAAACCUGUCGUGUCUGCGCAUCCACAUGGGGGCUUUAGAGGUCGAAGACUUAUUGGCGCUGCGCAAGUGCACGUCUUUGAGAGUGCUGGAACUAGUAGGAGGCUCUAUUCACACCCUACCCGCCGCUCUCGGCGCGCUUCCCCCUUCAACCCCCGCGCCCGCAUCCACUUUCCCCUGGCUCGGCACGAGCCGACUCGCCGCAGCCUCGGGGACAGGUUCGGGGACAGGUUCGGCAGCGCCGGACGCGUUUCACCCGGAGCUGGAGGUUUUGAUUCUGACGGACGUGGACUUUGACGCGGCAGUAGUGGCUACUAUCGCGCUCCGGUGCCCCAACUUAAGGCGCAUCGUGAUUAAGGGCCUGUGUUGCGCCAUGUGCGCUGCUGCUGGGUCCGCAGCUGCUGCAGCGGGAAGGGUAGCCGCCAAGGUUCUUGCACUACGGCAGAUGCUCUCCAUGGCAGGGAGGCUAGACAUGGUGGCUAAAUAA